GUUACUCUCGUGGUCAGCAUUUUCCAUCUGCUUCGUGAUGAGCACGUGGGAGGUGCAUUAAUGGAUGCCACGCAUCAACAGCAUUAAUGCAGCUUUGUAGUAGUCAUCAUUAUUAUUAUUAUUAUGAUCACUUUUCCCCCAACACAUUUAUACCCACACCCACCAACAAACACCUUCAAAACAUAUAUUUAACUCCGUUUUCGUCCUUUCAAAAAACAAUACACACACACACACACAUACGCACAGACGCACAUGGCAGUCUGCAGCUUUAGGUAGUCAGGCAACGUAACGUAAACGUUGUCGUAGCUGCAUAUUCUUCUUUCUCCUGUUUUUGUUUUCUCUCUUUAACUGCGCUACCGCUGAUUUUUUCCUUUUACGUUUCCUAGUGUUACAGCGUCCCUUUUUUGCUGGCUGGAUCAUCAAGCAAGUUUGACGUUGGACUUGACGCCCGGAGUAGUUUAGUGUGCUUCUCGCCGCUUACUCUUUCAUUAGCAUUGCUUUUCUUCUUGUUGUUGUUUCCCUUGCUUUCUUUGUUUCAUUCGUGGGAUAAUGUGUAGUAGCUGCCGUUUGAUGCGCUGUGUUCCCCAUGCGCCAAUGCGGCGAUUGUGCAGGUCGGCCCUUUGGUCGUGCUUUUGCCCUUCACUGCAAACGAAAGGACCGAUGUGUUCGCUUUGCUUUCUAACAUGCCAUGUCAGCCCGCAAGCCUUGUCUACCCACCUUUCCACGGUGAGGUGCUUUCACAGCACUGCACUGCGCACACGUGGCGGCAGCGGCACGUUCUCCCUCGCUUCGUCUGGACGUGCCUUCACCAGCUCAUCGAAUCUCUGGAAUCUUAUCACGCACUCCGGUACGACGGAGUCCGCAGAUCAAAAAGCGGUCUCGGGUGAAAGGAGCGGAGCUGAGAAGCCGAACACAACCAACAGCGGGAAAGCCGACACAGUGGCGGCGGAACUCACAGACAGUGCAACGGAGAACAAUCCAAGCGUCGCAGACACAAAAGAGCCAGCGAAGGAAGCGAACAAGACGGCAGAGAAAGAUGGCAAGAGCUCUGCGAAGGCGGACCCACUAUUGAAAAUGGACGAGGUUGCAAAGGACAAGAAGGCGGAGCCGCCCAGCACCGCCGACGCCUCGACGCCGGAGGCGCGAAUGAAAAGAGAGCGCCUGCUCGACGCAGAAAAGAAUAUUCUCUUCGAGGAGAUCGUUGCGGGGGAUGAGGCUCAGCAGCUCUUCAACACGACGGAGGUGAGCACCAUGAAAGGCCUUCGCUGGCUGGACGUGUCCACCUCUCCGGGGUUCUUCAAGGACCCGUUGCUGGCGCACAUUCCAGAAGGUCAGCUUGACUUCUCCGUCAUGCGUAAGCUCUUUGGCAGCCGCUUCCCAAUUGGCGUGUACGCUAAUGUGGCGAGUGGGGCGACGCUACCAGUGACAUACGUGAAUGAGAAUUGGGCUUGUCUCAUUCUUCGUUUCGCCAAGGAAGUGCACCAGCAAACGGACGAGCUCGGCGGCGUUCUCGGUGCCGGCAGUGGUCGCUCUUCGCAGCACCAUCGCCGGCGGUGGUGGUCGCUCGCAAAGCAGUGGCACGACCACCCCCCUGCGGAUGGCGACGUCGACAACGCCGCCGCCGCAGACAACGGCGACGAGGACUGCGUCUACGACGUGGCCACGAUGGACUUCUACCCCCGGAGGGUGAAGACGUCGCAGCAGUGGGUCCAGGAUUUGGAGCGGCAUCUGCGCCGUCGACAAUCCGCCAGACGAGCCGCCAAAGCGGGUUUCGCGAAGCCGCCCACCGCGUCAAAGACGUCAUCGGCCGCGGCUGGGACGGCAGCGGCACUGCGCCACCACCACCGCCACCGCUCCUCGUCCCGCCGCCGCCCCUCCCUUACGAUGUCCGACUUCAGCGAUCGUCUCACCAUCUUUGUGGGGAAGGAGCUGCAUCCGGUAGAGACAGACCCCGACGCGCCCAAGACGGAGGCGGCGACGACAGCGGCGAAUGAGGCGCUCGCGCUGUCGCGCAGUGCGCAGCGCAAGCGCGCGGCGAGACGCUCGGGAAAGGACCAUGACGAGAGAGAGGAGAUGGCAACGAAAGCUGACGACUCCGCAUACAAGACUACUAACCCAUCAGCUUCAGCGAAAGAGGGAGAGACGGCGCCAACGCAUUACGAAGUGCGGUGGCGUGUCGUCACGGUGCAUCGCGCCCCCAUCGCCUUCAUAAGCGACAUGCAGUCCCAAUGGAACAAGCUGACCUCCCACGGCGGACGAUCCACGCGAACCGUGCGCUCCGUCCCUACGAACAGCCGCGGACCACUGGACACAGAAGAAAUUGUCCGGCAGGCGCUGCGACGAGCUGCGCGGUCGGGGUCGAUGAUGGAAGAGGAAGACGAGGAGGAGGACAAUGAUGGCGUCUACGAUGGUGUGCACAACACGGUGAUUGACCGCGUGGAGGGCUGGGAGGACCUCGUACGACUGCUCUAUCACGGCGCCUCACGUACGCUGCAGGAGUCGGCGUACCGCAACACACGGCGGCUGGAGGUGAUGGAGACGGAGAUCUUCGAUGCCCCCCAGCACUCUGCACAUCACCUUUAUUCCAUGACCCGUCUCAUGGCCGAGCUGCAUCUACUAUCGCGCGAGACGACGAGCCACAAUUCCAUUCUACGCGAGUCGAAAGUGGCGUAUCAGAAACUGAAGGGGGCGCUCGAUCAUCCGUUCAACCUCGCGGACCAAAAUGAGAUGCUCUACGUGGACAGUGUGUUGUCCAUCUCAGCCCACUUAGCAGAACAGUCCGAGUCCCUUCUUUUCUUACAGUUCUCCGUCGCGAUGAACCAGACGGAGCAGCAUCUGCGUCUGCUGACCAGCUUUAACACGUUUUUUAUUCCCUUGGAUUUCAUCUGCACGUGCUGCAGCUCGGAAGUUAUCACACCCGCCGCGGUCAGUGAAAGCAAGAGUGCGAUGUACGCUGCUUUUGGUCUGUUGGCGACCACCGCCGUCUUGACGCUGCGCUGGAUUCGCCGCAACCUGCGUUAA
This is a messenger RNA of Leptomonas pyrrhocoris, 3021 nucleotides long. RefSeq lists its product as hypothetical. The transcript has a single exon. Lineage: Eukaryota; Euglenozoa; Kinetoplastea; Trypanosomatida; Trypanosomatidae. The coding region runs from base 550 to 3021 and encodes 823 amino acids. The record is from RefSeq and is a predicted model, not a curated record.